AUGAUCACCACCACUUCAAUGCAGUAUGUAGAAACAUCUGCAAGGCCGACAGCUUUCGGUAAAGAUUCAGCCACUUCCACAACGUCUGAGACUUCAGCUGAAGUUGACUAUGGUGACACGACGGAAGAGUCUCAUACAACACAUACAACCGAAAGACCGAAGUCUGACAAAGAUGUCGAGGAAGCACCCAGAAGAGGCUCCAAAUCAGUAGGGUCUAAAACAAAAGGAACUGCUUCAGCAAGCAAAAUAUCAGGAUCAAAAGAAACCAUUCCUAAAGAAAAGGCAUCAAGAUCAAAAGAAAUUGGAUCUAAAGAGAAGGUCCGGUCGAAAGAAACCGGAUCUAAAGAGAAGGUCCAGUCAAAAGCACCAGGAUCUAAGGAAAAGAUGCAGGGCAAGAAGGCCAGGAAAUGA
This is a messenger RNA of Ostertagia ostertagi, 411 nucleotides long. The record is from the annotation of a GenBank genome assembly. NCBI's taxonomy places the organism in Eukaryota, Metazoa, Nematoda, Chromadorea, Rhabditida, Trichostrongylidae.